Molecule: messenger RNA, 1978 nt
Organism: Eucalyptus grandis
Lineage: Eukaryota; Viridiplantae; Streptophyta; Magnoliopsida; Myrtales; Myrtaceae
Product: NAC domain-containing protein 7
Exons: 7
Coding region: 109-1848 (579 amino acids)
Biological process (GO): regulation of DNA-templated transcription
Molecular function (GO): DNA binding
Source: RefSeq, a predicted model, not a curated record
AAUAUAAGACCACACCCCAACAAAAAUUCGAAGUGUGCUCAAGCUCACUAUCCUAAAUUCUCACUCUCAGCUAGCUCGAAUUUCACUUGUGCGAGAGGAGAAAAAGAUAUGGAAAGUAGGAUCUCUCCGAUGAAUCAACAACCCGCGGAAAAGGUAGUCACGGAGAUCGCGCUAUUACUUCAGCAGGCAAUAGUCGGCUACAGAUUCCAUCCAACCGACGAGGAACUAAUCAAUUACUUGAAGUCGAAAGUAACCGGAUGCAGAGAAACUUUCUGCAUUAUUCCGACACUGGAAAACAUCUACGAGAUUAAUCCAUGGGAUUUACCAGCCAAGUUCGACGAGAACUCGAUCGUUCGAUCCAAAGAUCAAGAAUGGUGGUUCAUAUGUCCACAGACGCAGAACCAACGGAUUAGCAGGAAGACACCAUGUGGCUUUUCUUGGAAGAUUACUGGUAAACAUAUAGAUAUUAAGGCUAAAAAUGACGACAAAAAGAUCGGUUCCAAGAUAACAUUAGUUUUCAUUGAUGGUCGGAAUUCCAAGGGCACAAGGUCCAACUGGGUCUUGCAUGAGUUUCAUCCGCAUCCUGAUGAUACGGGCUUCGUUAUUUAUUGCCUAAAGAUGAAGCAAUAUGAGAAGGCAGAUACCCAUGCAGCUGUGGCAACGAAUGGAGAUUUUUCAUCAACGCCUCAGUUUCAGAAUCACGAAGUUUCUUUUAGCGAGCUAAAUGAGGUUAUUGGCAAGUUAUCUGAUGAAGUUUACGGCCAGAGUGACGGAUCAUAUCAGAAUCGAACAAAAUCCCUAGCCCUGAUACAGGAAGACAAUCACUACUCUUCACCUAAUCAGGAGCGUCUCGAAGGGACUAAAGAUCCCUCUAGUACAGAAAAUUCAUCAGGAAGGGGGCUUGCUGUACCCGACCCAACAAAUGAUGAGUUAAAUUUCCCACAUCCUUUUCCUAAUGUUGAUUUUUGCAGUGCAAAUGAAGCUGAAAAAGAAACAAUAAAUCAGCUGGUGGCUGAAUUAUUUCGUUCCAUGGAGGAGGAAGUAGAUGAGAUGUCUGGUGAACAAGCAGAUAAGAGCUGUGAUAGCAUGGAUUGUGAUAAUCCAGAGCAACUUCCUUCUGCAGAGCAUCGUGUCCAAGAAAUUCAGAACCAACUGCGUCGCCUAAUCACGAACGAGAGUUCCUCUAGUACGGAAAUAUCAUCCGGAAGUUGCCAUACUGGUUCCAGCGAAUGGAGUAGGAUUAGGCCCCGGAUGCCCCCUCUUGGUCAUGCUUUGUUUCCUAAUGGUGACCUUUUUCGUCUAAAUGAUCUGAGUAGUGAAACUGAAGCAGACAGAGUAAUUCAGUAUUGCCAACUUGGAGAAACUAGCCGGGACAAUUGUAGGGCUGAGAAGAACCAGCGACCAGUCUGUGACACUCUUGAAGGAGCUGUUCCAGGGGAAGAGAAAGGAUUUGCUGAAGAGAAACUCAACCAUCCUCACGACAUGGAAAAGAUCAUAACAGAGUGCACAUCUUCUGAUGGAGUACCAGCAAAAGGAAAGGCACAGGCUGGGGAGUUCAAAGAGAAGGAAACUACCAUGAUUCGGCCACAGGAGAAGAAUUUUGAAAUGAAGAUUGAAUCAGACAACAUGUUCCAUGGGGAGAGCUGGACUGAAUCGCUUUCACCAACGAGAUCAAUUCCAUCAACCAGCUGUAGCUGCCGAAACAGAUCCACCAUUGAUCCAGCAGUUUACUUUGCCAGGUUAAUGGCACUUGUUCUUGUGGUAGGCCUGAUUGUUGACGGAAUAUGCAGAAAAUCUGAUGGAAUCAGCGAGAUAAAGAAGGUCUAUGUGUUCUACGGGAGAAUUUAGCAAAUGUCUUAGAUGGCAUGAGUUCAUUUCAUUUGCUCAAUGUGUCCCCUCUUAGUUCCCUCUGUCGCAUUAAUGAAUGUCUAAGGUUAUCUUCCCCGUUUGUGAAUGAAGUUGAUAUAUGUUGUGCAAA